Molecule: messenger RNA, 3009 nt
Organism: Centropristis striata (black sea bass)
Lineage: Eukaryota; Metazoa; Chordata; Actinopteri; Perciformes; Serranidae
Product: centriolar coiled-coil protein of 110 kDa-like
Biological process (GO): centriole replication; centrosome duplication; regulation of cytokinesis
Cellular component (GO): centriole
Molecular function (GO): protein binding
Source: RefSeq, a predicted model, not a curated record
GGUGAUGGGCCCCUUGAAUAUUGUUGCCCAGGUAACAGCAGAAUGUUAAUCUGGCCCUGGUUGCUAGGAGGCGCUGUUGCUAGGAGGCGCUGCCGGAGCCCGGAAGAGUUGGACAGAACGAUGAUGGGCAACCCGAGAUUGAAGGAGAAACAUCAUGUUGUAGCCGCACUUCAGGCUUCUCCCUGCGGCGUCUGACGCUCCCUCCGCCGGGAGGAGGACAGGAAGCACCGGAGACAGGUCUGUCCCCCGGGCUGGAGCUGGGUGACGAGGCUUCAUGGUGAGUGUUUCCUUCAGAGAGUAGAUGUGUGGCUGUCGGAUGGAGAGCUAUGAAGAGUUCUGUCUGCGGAGUCUGGCCGUACUGCAGCAGCAGCAGGAGGGGAAACUCAAGAAGACGACACGUGAGCCGACGAGGUCCCUGAAGGCUCCGUCUGUCCUCCGCUUCCAUGGGAGAGCUGUGCUGUCGCCUCUGCUGAGUGCAGAGCAGCGCAGUGAGAUGUGUGACUACAGACGGAGGGCGGUGCAGCUGGAGCUGGAUAAGCAGAAAAAACAGAGGAACAACCUUCUGUUGAGGGUUCAGGACAUUCUGGAACAAGCUCAGACACAUACAGCAGCAGGUGAAGAUGUUGAGAAGCCUCCAGUUUCUAAACCUGCGUCGGUCAACGGCUACACCCUGGUCACAGACGCUCCUGGACUCCCCAGAGACCCUGGUCCAGAGCUCCAGACCAGCCAACAGACCCCCAUCCUCAACGGAUACAAGACCGUGGACGGAGUGGAAGAAGUGGAGAAGGAAGAGAAGAGUGAGGAGGAAGAGGAGGAAGACGAGGAGGAGGAGGAGGACAUUAGUCUGGACAGCCUUCUGAAGAGAUCAAGAGACUAUGUGAGUCAGCAGAAUCCUCCUGAGAUGGUCUCUGACAGGGAGAGGAGGAGCUGCAGCCCUGUGGGGACCACGGCGGUGGAGUUUGGGUUCAGUCUGCACCACAGUCCUGUUAACCCCCCUCAGACCCAGACCCAGACCCAGCACCAGACUCUUUAUGAGCCCAGUCAGCACCAGACUCUUUAUGAGCCCAGUCAGCACCAGACUCUGUAUGAGCCCAGUCAGCACCAGACCCCUGGUCUACCAGACCGGUACUCCCGUCUCCCCAGCCCAGAGUCCAGCGCCAGCCCCCGUGCUGCACAGAGACCACGUAGACCACGCCCCGUUUCUACAGGAAACAUCCAUUUUUCGUUUCCCAUCGGCCCGGCGGACCUCGUCCCUCGGAGUCCAGGAAGGUCCGGGGACGGUGCAGAUUGGGGAGAAGCUCUCUCCGGGGCCGUGAAGUCCCCCGACGGCGGUUUUAGCCGUCGGUCCAGCCACUGUGGCACCAGUCCGCUGCAGGAGAGCUGCAGCCCCGGGAGUUCCUCAGGGCUCAGCCCCAAAGGACCCCACGACCACCUGGUGGCAGGUUUCCGGCGGCGCUGCCACACGCUGGACAGCCAGCCGCACGGCGCCCGGCCUGCAGCCGAGCCGAUAGACCGCAGCCAGGAGAGGAUCCCUCGCUUCAUGGCGGGAGUCACGUGGAAGGCUCCUAGUUGGCGGACCCCUGCAGCCCCUUUAAACCAGCCGUAUGAGGUGGAGGGUCCCUCAGCGUCUCUGCUGAGGCCCCGCUUGACUCCUGACUUUGCUCAGGUCACAGUCAGGAUGGAGCCUGAAGACCCUCAGGGGACAAACAGUGGACGGAUCACACCGACUGGACUUAGACAUGCAGCUGAGGGACAAGCCAGCAUGACAGAGGAGACCCAGAGGCGAGCGCAGACUCUUGAGGACAUGCAAAGGCGUCUGGAGGAGGAGCAUGCCCUGCAGAUGUCUCUCCUCCUGGCUGAGCAGGAGAAGGAGCAACAGCACCUCCGUCUGGAGCUGCAGGAGACGGAGAGGACGCUGAAGGAGCAGGGCUGUGUGAGGCCUCUGAGUGGAGAUGCUUGUGGCUGGACCUGUCGGUCUGUGAGUGACAGCCGUCCUGUUGUCAGCCCCUCCUGCCCCGGGAUAAGCCCCUCCCACACUCCAUCUGAGAGAUCACCUGGACACAGUAUAGGUUUUCCCAGUCCUGUAAACUCCAGUGUGUCUUCCCCCUCAAUCCAGCCUCCCAUCUAUCUGUGGGGGCCCACAUGGGCCCUGAACAAACCUCGAGCAAGGCUCAGUCUGGUCCUGACAGCGGAGCAGCAGAGAGCGUUCUGUAGGAUCGGGGCCAUCAUUCGUGGUUUCCUCACUCGCAGACUGCUGAAAACAGAGAAGAUCAAACACCUCCAGCAGACCAUCAGGGAUACGCAGGAGUUCAUCCGUUCGUUCCAGACUGAAGCUCCCCAGAGGAGAAGCUCCUGCUCAGCACAAGACCGCUCCCUGCAGGAGAGAGUCAGAGCCCAGCUGCGUGCAGCCCUUUAUGACAUCCAUGACGUCUUCUUUGAGAUGCCUCUGGGGGAUCGGUUAGCAUUACUGCAGCAGGACAGAGAGCUGAGAGCAGAGAGGAAGCUGAGAGACAUGGAGAAAGCCAAGAGUCCCAAGGAGAGAGUGGUUCUGUCUGCUGCCACACAGAGAUCUCUGGACAGGAAGAAGAGGGUUGGUGAAUCUCCAGCACAGUCCAGAAAGAUGCAGCAGAAGCCAAAGAGCCCCACAACCAACAGAGUCCUGAAGCCAAGCCAAGGCCAAAACUCUCCUGUCACAGGCCAGCUGAACCGUCAGGGGAGCUGGUACAGAAAGACCCCCGAGGAGAGAGUGAGGCGCUCCGACAGCCUGAAGAAGCAGCACUCUCUUGGUUAAAAGGCGACUCGGCCUCCACGACCUGUCAACUUGAAUUUUUAGCCUUUGAAUACAAACCUUGCACCACUGAAACUCCAUCAGCUGCUAAUAUGAUUGUCAUAUCUACUUACCAUAAUAUUAAUGAUUGUAUUCAUCACCACACUUAACCCUUAACCCUUUAUCGGGCGAAGAACUAUAUUUGGUAACUUCAGUGGAUAUCAAAAUGGGGUCCCCAAUAU